Messenger RNA from Gigantopelta aegis, 1275 nucleotides. RefSeq names its product leucine-rich repeat-containing protein 24-like. The record is from RefSeq and is a predicted model, not a curated record. NCBI's taxonomy places the organism in Eukaryota, Metazoa, Mollusca, Gastropoda, Neomphalida, Peltospiridae. The transcript has a single exon. Gene Ontology annotation, cellular component: plasma membrane. Gene Ontology annotation, molecular function: protein binding. The coding region runs from base 1 to 1275 and encodes 424 amino acids.
AUGGAUGCCAACACUAAAGCUAUAAUCCUUGUGGGAAAACAAAACUCAAAGAACACAAUAAACAACAUACAAGGCAGCUAUCUGACCCACCUUCCAGGAUUGGAAGAGAUAUAUAUUUCCUACAGUGGACUUACUAGCGUGGAGGACCGUGCGUUUGAAAAUACAGGAACACUGAGAAGAAUCACUUUGAAGUACAAUGCAAUUUCAAAGAUUACCAGGAUGACUUUUUAUGGAUUACAUCAUCUUGAAAAUCUGGAUUUAAGUGGAAACAAAGGGUGCGUUAUUGAAGAAGGCUCGUUCUCGUCUGUCUCGACAUUAAUGUAUCUGUUCCUGGGCGACAUGAAGUUAACGUAUUUACAGAGUGGACUCUUUACAGGAUUAUCUUCUUUAAGAACACUGGAUCUUCAUGGAAAUGAAUUCUUAGAAAUCAAUUCUGAUGCGUUGAUUGGUAUAUCAAGCCUGAUGAAAUUAGAUCUGUCGUCAAAUCACCUUGUUAAAUUAUCUGCAUCUAUGGAACCCUUUCUCGGCAAGAGAGACUCCAACCUAGAAGAUAACCCUUGGCACUGUAAUUGUGAACUACAAUGGAUGAAGCGUAUGUUCCGUAAAGGUUUGCCACACAUAGCAAAUCCCAUUAUUUGUUAUACACCAAUGAGGCUUCGAUAUAUGACUCUCAUUCGGGUACCGAAUGACAAAAUGAAAUGCCAUCCUCCAAAAAUAACUCAGUGUGACGGACCAUAUAGAGUUGGUCUGGGACAAGACCUCACUGUCUCCUGCUUAGUAGAUGGUGACCCGUUUCCUGACUUCUUCUGGACCAGACCUAAUAAAUCAACAACCCCAACAAAUAUGUCAAAGAUAUCUUCUGUUGAAUACAUGACGUCCCAAACCGUAACGCUUGACAUUAAACAUGCCCGUCUUCAACAUGACGGCAACUGGUCAAUCUCUGCUAAAAAUAAAUAUGGCCAACAAGUUAAAUCAUUCAAUGUACACGUCAUUGUACCAACAACUACAUCAACGUCUACGGCUGCCACCACGAGACACGUGACGUCACCGGACCAGACGACAACAGCCGUAAAGAGUGUAACUGAGAAACUGAAUCCAGGGUUUUUAGCUGCAGCUGCUGGAUUUGGAUUCACAGCUCUCGUGACAUGUUGCACGUGCAUUUGCACGGCUAGGUAUGUGCACAAACGAAAUCGAACUAGACCCCAGAACAAACCGUGGCACAAAGGUGGACAUCUUGACGAAGUUACAGUUGUCGUGCCAAAACCACCAUCGUGA